Molecule: messenger RNA, 6713 nt
Organism: Polypterus senegalus (gray bichir)
Lineage: Eukaryota; Metazoa; Chordata; Cladistia; Polypteriformes; Polypteridae
Gene: klhl3
Product: kelch-like family member 3
Exons: 15
Coding region: 239-2041 (600 amino acids)
Molecular function (GO): protein binding
Source: RefSeq, a predicted model, not a curated record
UGUCGGGUUCUUGCUUAUAGUGGUGGUUAAAGCAAACCUCUCUCUCUCUCUCUCUUUUAUACUAUUCCUGAUUCCAACCUCUUUGUUCCAUAAUUUGAACCUUCACCAACUUUACUCCAGACUCAAUACAGCUUUAUUUAUGAAGUUGCUUCAAACCAUGCCUCAGACUGUCUUCACAGCAAGUUUUGACACAACCUAAUUUUUGGUCCACUGUAGGCUUCAGAAUAGACCCACCCUAAUGGUCUGUUCCCUGGUUUUCAUGGUAGCUUCUCUGCUUAUUUACCCGCAGAGCAGAACGUCUAGCCCCCAGCCUCCUGCGGAUACUGAGGAAGAAGAGAAGGAACAGGGUGUGGUCACGGUUAACCAGUCCCACAUGAAGAAGGCUUUUCGUGUAAUGAAUGAGUUGAGAAGUAAGAAGAUGCUGUGUGAUGUUACAAUAGUAGCUGAGGAUGUAGAAAUAUCUGCCCACCGCAUUGUGUUGGCUGCCUGUAGUCCGUAUUUCUGUGCUAUGUUCACAGGAGACAUGACUGAAAGGAAAGCAAAGACAAUAGAGAUUAAAGAUGUGGAUGGUCACACACUGAAUAAACUGAUAGACUACAUUUAUACUGCUGAAAUAGAAGUUACAGAAGACAAUGUUCAGGUCCUGCUCCCUGCUGCAAGCUUGCUGCAGUUAAUGGAUGUUCGACAGGUUUGUUGUGACUUCCUUCAGUCACAGCUUCAUCCCACAAAUUGUCUGGGAAUUCGAGCUUUUGCAGAUGUGCAUGCAUGUACUGAACUGCUCAACCAGGCCAAUGCUUAUGCAGAACAGCACUUUCCAGAGGUGAUGCUAGGUGAUGAAUUUUUAAGUUUGUCCCUGGAGCAGGUUUGCAGUCUUAUUUCAAGUGACAAGCUAACGGUGUCUUCUGAGGAAAAGGUUUUCGAAGCUGUCAUUUCAUGGAUCAAGUAUGACCAGGAAGCCCGCUUGGAAUACAUGCCCAGAUUAAUGGAACAUGUCCGGCUGCCACUUCUACCCAGAGACUAUCUAGUACAGACUGUGGAAGAAGAGGCCUUAAUCAAGAACAAUAAUACAUGUAAAGACUUUCUCAUAGAAGCCAUGAAGUAUCAUUUGCUUCCUGCUGACCAGAGACAUCUAAUGAAGAAUGCAAGGACCCGACCUCGCACUCCAGUCAGCCUCCCCAAGGUGAUGAUUGUAGUUGGAGGACAAGCCCCAAAAGCAAUCCGAAGUGUGGAGUGUUAUGACUUCCAAGAAGAUAAGUGGUACCAGGUAGCGGAGCUGCUGUCGAGAAGGUGCAGGGCAGGAGUUGUUUACAUGGCAGGCCAUGUUUAUGCAGUUGGUGGGUUUAAUGGCUCACUACGUGUCAGAACAGUAGAUGUUUAUGAUGGUGUAAAGGAUCAAUGGACAUCUAUUGCCAGUAUGCAAGAACGACGAAGCACAUUGGGAGCAGCUGUCUUGGGAGAUCUUUUGUAUGCAGUUGGAGGCUUUGAUGGAAGUACAGGCCUGUCCUCGGUGGAAGCCUACAGUUAUAAAUCCAACGAGUGGUUCUUUGUGGCUCCCAUGAACACAAGACGCAGUAGUGUGGGAGUUGGAGUAGUAGAUGGAAAACUAUAUGCAGUGGGAGGCUAUGAUGGUGCAUCACGACAGUGUCUAAGCACUGUGGAAGAAUAUAAUCCUGUCACCAACGAGUGGUGUUAUGUGUCAGACAUGAGCACACGUCGUAGUGGAGCAGGUGUGGGAGUUCUAAUUGGGCAGCUUUAUGCUGCUGGGGGUCAUGAUGGACCACUGGUGAGGAAGAGCGUGGAAGUGUAUGAUCCUUCUACCAACACUUGGAAACAAGUGUCAGACAUGAAUAUGUGCCGUAGAAAUGCAGGUGUGUGUGCUGUGAAUGGCCUGCUUUAUGUAAUUGGUGGAGAUGAUGGCUCUUGUAAUUUGUCUUCUGUGGAAUUCUAUAAUCCAACUACUGAUAAAUGGACCCUUCUUCCCACAAGCAUGAGCAAUGGCAGGAGCUAUGCAGGAGUGGCCGUCAUUGACAAGCCAUUAUGACUAGAAACACCGGUCAGCAGGAAUGCUCGACCGGUAGAAAGAACAAGAUGGCUUCCUUGGUGAUGAAACAAUCCAUUUCCUAAUCAGCACUUGGAUGGAAUACUGCUUUUUAUUUUGGUUCAGGUGACUGCAUAGAAAGAACUCAAAAUUCUGGGAAAUGGCAAAAUGCAAAAUAAGCAGAGGUAAUGACUACAGUUGUUUAAUCUUCCUCAUGCUUUAAUGAGGCUGCUACUGAUCCAGGUUAAGCUGGAAUCCUAUGGACAUUAAUCUAAAGCUAGCAAACUGUAGAACUGUGCGGAAUGAGGACAUGGCCUAUAAAACUUUAUGUUGUGGACAGACACAGUUCAUCUAAAUUUGAAAAGAAGCAAGUGGACUGUUAUGCUUAAAUCUACAAUGUAGGAUUUAUAGAUUGUACUACUGAUCUGGGAUGCACUGAAUCACAAUUUUAUGUAUGUUAUUUGUUUUAUGGAAUCUUAUUAAGAAAUGAAAUUUUAAUUAUUACUGUUUUAUUUUUUAUAACAAAUUAUAUGUUAAGGCUAAAAGUGAUUUUUUACUGUUUUAGGUCCAGAGUUAAUAGAGGAAUGUUUAAAAAAAAAAAAAAGAAAUACAUACUCCUGAGAUUUGACCUGGUAGCUUUCAUACAAAAAUCUGCCCUGUGGAUAAAAAAACUGGAAACUUCUUAAUGCUCAGAUUUUAUACAGAAAGGGUGCUUGAUAUAUCGUAACCGUGUAAACCGCAAGUACCAGCUUGCAACAAUGCUUCAAAUUCUGUAAAAUGUCUUUGAAACUAAGAACUGCAGUAGUCACGUGUGAAACAAGAAACUCCAUUGACAGAUUUUGUAUCCGGCUACACAUACAGUACAGUAAUGAGCCCCUGAACCUGACGCAAUACACUACACUGCUGUAGCUAAGAGUAUAUGGCUUUUAAUCGUUUCUGAGGUGUUCAUACUGUCUGAAGAGGUAGGUGACAGGUGUAUACACACACUUAAAAUGAAAUUCAAGCAAUUUCCAGUAGCAGUUAUAUAUUUGCCUUAAACAACACAAGCUGUUUACUUCCUAAAUUUUCACAGGCAAAAGCAAUAUACUGAACAUGUAUAACUGGGGGCUGGAUCUGCAGAUUUAUGUUUUUUCUUCACUAGAAGCUAAGCCAACCUUCCGUGAAGGCCAUUGAUUAUAGUGAUCAUUCUUGUCAUUUAGUAAAAAAUUGAUAUUACAGAAUAUGAGGCUCAUAAGGUGUAGUUUGUCACUGUUGAGCCGUCACUAAUUUACUUCAUAAGGGUUCGGUUUCACUUUUAAACAGCUUAGACAAGGGGCAACUGAAUUCCUAUUAACAGUGGAAUUUUUAAUUCCUUACUGCUGGCAUUGAGGGAAUUCAGUGGAUUGCAAGUUAUAAGAACAAUACACAGUUUUCUUGUGUUUUCCAACUGCUGGACAAAUUUGAAUCCUAAGACUGACUUACAGACAUAGGAGAACAAAAGUGUAAACUUACCAGCCCAUUAAAUUACUAGUGGGAAUUAGUCUUUAUCGCCACUCUGGAAUAGAGCCAUCUUGGACACUUAUGGGUCCAUAUAACCAUAUGAAAAAUAUAUCCAAACUACAUUGUAUAUCUAAAACUGAAGGGCAACAGGAUUUUGCUGUGUAAAACAUAUUGUAAAGUAAAUGUUUUCAAACCGCUUAAUCCAAUUAAGGAUGAUCACACAGCCUAAUCCUCAUUGAAGCCGCUCUUGUCAGGUUGCCAGUCCGUUACAAAGUCCCACAUGCACACUUCUGCACUCAGCCAGUGCCAAAUUACCAUUUGCAAAAUGAAUGCAAUUCAGUACAGCUAGAGUCUGUCAAGGUCUUUAUAGAAGCACUCAUUUUCAUAAUUGUUUUGUUGAUGCUGUCCAUGUGUACUAAAUCAGUUAAUCAAAUGUCAGCUCUUACUAUGACAUUUAUGAAUUGGCAGUCCUGGGCAGCAAAGGUGGGAGGAGAGUACCCUGCAAAGUGAGCCCCUUUUACCACCCGACACCAGUUGUGUUUAGAGUGCAAAGUCAAAAUUAUUCAAACAAUGUGUUUCUUUCAGUUUCUUGGUGCAGUGCAUUUAGAAAAUUACUUUUCUUUAUAUUUUGUUAUUUUCAGUCUUAUUCUAAAAAUGUUUAAAUUAUUUUUUCCCUAAUCAAGCAACAGUUGAUACCUGGAAUGACAAAGUAAAACAGAAUAUUAGAAAUUUUUGUAAAUUUCAGUAACAAUAAAAAACUGAAAUAUCCCAUUGUCACAAGUAUUAAGACCCUUCAUUGACUUGUUUGAUGUGACAAGCUGGCUGCACACACACAGAGAUUCAGGGAUUUUGUGACAUUCCCCUCUGCAGACCCUCUCCUGCUCUGUCCGGUUCAAUAGAAGCAGUCAGUGGAGACCCCGGUUCAAGCCUUUCCAGAGAUGUUUGAUUGUGUUGACAGGGCCACUCACGGACGUACACAGAGUUAUUCCUAAGCCAGUCCUGUGCUGUGCUGUUUGUGCUUCGUGCUUAAGGUCAGAUUCCUCUUGGAGGUGCAGAGCGAUCUGGAGCAUAUUCCCAUUAAGAAUAUCCCUGUACUUUGCUAUACUCGUCUUUCCUUCAACCCUGAGUAGUCUCCCGGUCCCUGCUGCUUAAAAACAAACCCACAGCAUGAUGCUGCCACCACCAUGCUUCAUAAUUGGAAUGGUAUUGGAGAUGAUGAGUAGUGCCUGGAUUCCUCCAGACCUGAUGCUUAGAAUUAAGGCCAAACACUCCAAUCUUGGUUUCAUUGGACCAGAGAAUCUUGUUUCACACAGCGUGAGAUUCAUUAAGAUGCUUUUUUGCAAACUCCUGAGCAGGGUUUUAUGUCGUUUACUGAGGAGAGGCUUCCGUCUGGCUGCUUUGCAUAAAGGGCAGAUAUUUGGGUGUUGCAGUGAUGGUUGUCCUCCUGGAGGUUUCUCCAGUCUCCACUGAGGUUUUUGGGAGCUCAUCCAGAGUGACCAUCGGGCUCCUCUCUUAUAAAGGUCCUCUCCUAUAAAUGUUCAUUUCAGCUUGGUGGCCAUCUCUAAGAACAGUCACAGUUGUUCCAAGCUUCUUCCAUUUAAGAAUUAUGGAUUCAACUGUGGUCUUAGAAACUUUUACUCACGUAGAAUGUUUUUGCAGCCUUCUCCGGACCUGUGCCUUGACACAAUCCUGUCUCUAAGCUCUACAGGCAGUUCCUUUAACUUCAUGGCUUGGUUUUUGUUCAACUGUGGGACCUUCUCUAGGAAGUUUUGUGUGCCUUUUUAAACAUGCCCAAUCAACUGAAUUGACCCCAGGUGGACGAAAAGAAGAAGGUGUAGAAAUGAUGAGCAAUUCAGUGGGAUGCAUCUGAGCCAAAUUUUAAGUAUCAUUGCAAAGACUCUGAAUACCUGUGUCAAUGUGAGACUUCUGUUUUGUAUUUGUAAUAAAUUUGCAAAAAUGUCUAAAAUCCUGUUUUUGCUUUGUCAUCUUGAGAUAUUGAAUGUUGCCCAAUUUGGGGAGAGAAUAAUUUAAAUGAUUUUUAGUGUAAAUAUUCAACAUUCAAAAAUCAGAAUACUUUCUAAAUGCACAUAUUUGGGACUGAAAAAGAAUCGAUGACGAGCCCACAGCUUACUUUUUUAAAACACACAUUGUAUGGCUGGGAAAGGCAGCCAUGUGGUUCAAAGCACAUAAAAUACAGGUGGUCUUCCAUUAGACAGUUAAUGGGCGUGUGUAGAUCCCCUUCAGCAUUUUGUGGUGAAAAGGUGGGCUCGGAGACCUAAAUGCCCAGGUAACAAGCAGAAGGGCUACUUACUUUACGUUUUCAAAGACACUGUGGCAUGGUGGUGCAGUGAUUCUGGGUUUCAGUUCCAAGCGUAGUUCUUGCCCAGGUGUAUUGUGUACAUUAUACCCAUGUCUGUGUGGGGUUUCCUGACACUUUCCCCAAAAUGUACGAAUUAGAAUAACUGAAAACUUCAAGCUGUCCCUGUGUGAGUGGGCCCAUGAACUCUAAUGUCCUGUUCACAGCUGUUUCUUGCCUUAAGCUUAAUUCUGCAGGGAUAGGCUUUGGCCCACCACAAGCUUCAGUUCCAUUAUGUGGGUAUGAGUGGGUAAUGAGUUCAGCACAAACAUUCAUUUAAUGACAAUUCAAUCUCAUCCUGCAUCCACAUGGCUGGCCAUCUACAAUUCAGACCAAAGGUUUUUGAUUGUGUUCAAGCUCAGACAGUGACUUGCUCCUUUUGCUUUCAGUCUACACUUUUUGUUGAUUUUUGUGGGGUGCUAAUAAUUAUGCUAAAAAGUCCACUUGCCAUGCCUCUAAAACUUCCUAAAAAAGGCGGUCCACUUUUACAAUUUAUUCAGAUGUAACAUCCUAUUACUUCUUUGCACUCAUGAACUGAAAAGCAGGAAAACGGGGCCACAUGUUUAAUGAUCUACUUCCAUACCUUCAUAAUGUUUUUUUCUUUGUCUGUAACCUUAUUCUGAUGCCAAAUGCACUAAUGGUUUGAUUGGUCAAAGAAUUCCAUUUUUGGGCACUGUAGACCAAAACAUUGUUUUACUUUGAGUGCCAAAACUACUUAACAACCAUUUGUCAGUGAAGGCUUACUUCUUGCAAUCCUUUUGUCCAAACCUACUCUGUAAUUGUUGCUGAGGAGACUUAGUGACCCUUCAAAUAAAGGCAGAUGCUGCAGUUCCCCAUUUA